This is a messenger RNA of Schistosoma guineensis, 870 nucleotides long. The record is from the annotation of a GenBank genome assembly. Lineage: Eukaryota; Metazoa; Platyhelminthes; Trematoda; Strigeidida; Schistosomatidae.
AUGGACAGUUACUCAUUUGUCCGACCUGGAAAAUUAAAAUUAAAAGGUGAGAAGAAGAAAAAGCACCACAAAAGACAUUACGAAUCGAAACCAAAGGUUGAGAAAACAGAACGUAUUUUGGAAGCAGAUGCUCAUGGUGGCUGGUGGUCUGUGAAAGAAUUCGAUGAAGUGAAGGAUUCAAUAGCAAUACAAGUUUAUGUUGCAACUGAUAAACCGUUGACGGCUGAUGGAUUUGAAGCAGCUACACACUCUGGACAGGAUGCUAAUAACAAGGAGUUUACAGGUGCUUGUUACUUAUCAGCUACCGACGAAGGUUUGGUUGUUAUCGGACCACCAAGGAAGUACGGAGAACCACCAGCUCCAGAAGAGAUUUUCACCGCUAUGCAAGUUUCGGAUACUAAAGUUGCAUUUAAAUCUGGGUACGGUAGAUAUCUUGGUGUUUCUACCAAAUCCGAUGCUAUUUUGGCAGCCACAGCAGAUGCUGUUGGAGUUUUUGAACAAUUCGAACCAAUUUUUCAAGAUGGUCGUAGUGCUAUGUUAGGAGCCAACAAUUGUUUCCUUUCAGCUGAUCCGAUUACGGAUGAUAUUAUAUUCAAAAGUCAACAAGCCAAAACCAAUGAAAUGGUUAUUUUUCGUUCUAAUAAACCUCUUAUCCAUGAUCCUUUAUUGGAUAUACCAGAAGAAGAACGUGAAGGCUUGAAAAAAGCUGAAGUUAAUUAUGUACGUAAAUUCCAAAGUUGGCAAGAUCAAAAGCUUCGUUUAAGCAAAGAAGAUUUCAGUAAUGUAAAGCGCGCUCGUCAUUCUGGCAAUCUGUAUGAAUGUCUACUAGAUCGACGUGAAAAAAUGAAAUCAGAUCGAUACUGUAAAUAA